Messenger RNA from Xiphophorus maculatus (southern platyfish), 3423 nucleotides. It is a transcript of the gene rtl1, whose product is annotated as retrotransposon Gag like 1. The transcript is spliced from 5 exons. Gene Ontology annotation, molecular function: nucleic acid binding. The annotation marks the transcript as partial. The record is from RefSeq and is a predicted model, not a curated record. Lineage: Eukaryota; Metazoa; Chordata; Actinopteri; Cyprinodontiformes; Poeciliidae. Gene Ontology annotation, biological process: DNA integration.
AUGGUGAUUAAGGAGCAGAUCCUCCAGAAAACAGAUGAACGGACAACCUGGAGCUCCAACAGGACAGUAAACCCGGUCCGGUCCGGUCCGGUCCGGACGCAGCAGGCUGACAUUAAGCUUCUGGAUCUUGAUCCCGCUUCCCGGAGCCAAGCCUGGAACUCCACCGGUCAGGCGCGUCUCGUUGGUUGGCACCUCCAAACAGUUCUGAUCCGCUGCGGCCCGGGACCCCCGAACCUACCUGGACUCUCGUUCCCUCCUGACGUCCCCCAGUCUCAAUUCUACCUCAUUAAAACAAACCCUCGUAACCGUCCGCACACAAGACCCGGUCCAACCCCUGCCGACCACCUAGCACGUCAUGAUGCCAUGCUUCACGCCCUAUUGGAUCAGCAGACUUUCCAGGGACAGCUGAUGGAUCAACUAAAAACCACGGUCUCGGAAUUAGCUUCACAACUGGCUUCCGGCAUGCAGCCUCUGAACUUAGCCGGAGCAGCGAACCCCGCUCCAUCGCCGCGGGCGGAGCCCCCCGCUCCACCCGAACCGGCGGGGUUGCCCCGGGGCCGGGAAAUUUCACCCCCGACUCCCGAACAUUAUUCAGGUGAAAUCGGGAAGUGCGGUGGAUUUCUCCUGCAAUGCUCUAUUGUUUUUGCCCGAGCUCCAGGCUCGUUCCCUGAUGACUCCGCCAAAAUAGCAUAUAUGGUUGGACUGUUGAAGGGAAAAGCUCUCAAAUGGGCAGAAGCGAAAUUUAGUCUCAUAGCUCUCACUCAAACGGCUCUUGACACCUUCAUCGACGAGUUUAAGCAAACCUUUGGUCACGCCGAAUCCAGCGCUGAGAUUUCCUACCGGCUUUGGAACCUGAAGCAGGCUUCCCGUUCAGUAGCUGAAUUCGCCAUAGACUUUCGUACCUUAGCCGCCAUGUCUGGGUGGAAUGACGAAGCUCUUAAAGGAGCUUUUAUCCAGGCUCUCGAUGACACACUUAAAGAUGAGCUGGUUUGCAGGGACGAACCCGCCGACUUGGAGGGGUUGAUCUCCCUGGCCAUCAGGAUCGACAACCGGCUUCGGGGAAGGGCUCGGGGCAGGAAGGAAAUUAAACCUGUGUUUUUUUCAAACAACCCUGUACAGGACACCUCCGAUGACGCCUCCCCGAACGCGCUCUCGCCUGAUGAACCCAUGCAGGGAGAGCCCACCAGUGAUCACGGGAGUCCUGGUGGGUGGUUGCUCCGGUUUGAAAUCCCGACUUUCUCUUCCCGUCUCCCUCUCCAUCAACCAAAGUCUCCUCUGGUUCUGGGUUUCCCCUGGCUGAGACGGCAUAAUCCCCACCUUAAUUGGGUUGAGGAGAGAGUGGACGCGUGGAGUAGGUCCUGCCACGCAACCUGCCUACAGUCGGCCCGGCCGAAUCCUCGGUGUGACGUCACCCGGGAGGACCAAGAGGAAAAGCAGGAUUUGUCUCGAAUUCCUCCGGAAUACCAUGAUCUGCACUCGGUGUUUAGGAAAAAUAAAGCACUUUCGCUCCCGCCCCACCGCCCCUACGACUGUGUUAUUGAUCUCCUUCCCGGCGCGCCGUUGCCCUCCAGUCGACUGUAUAAUAUAUCGAGGCCAGAGAGAGAGAGCAUGCUAACUUAUAUUAACGAGUCACUGGCGGCAGGCAUUAUUCGCCCGUCCACGUCCCCGUUAGGGGCCGGGUUUUUCUUUGUUUCAAAAAAAGACGGCUCACUCAGACCAUGUAUUGAUUUUAAAUGUUUGAACCAGAUCACGAUCAAGAAUAAGUAUCCCCUCCCCCUCCUUUCGUCAGCUUUCGAACCCGUACAAGGCGCCACUGUCUUCACUAAGUUGGACCUACGGAACGCUUACCAUCUGGUGCGUAUACGGGAGGGCGAUGAGUGGAAAACCGCCUUUAAAACCCCGGUGGGCCACUUCGAGUACCUGGUCAUGCCCUUCGGGUUGACGAACGCCCCGGCCGUUUUCCAAUCCCUGAUUAAUGACGUGCUGCGGGAUUAUUUGGACGAGUUUGUAUUCGUUUACUUGGAUGACAUCCUGAUUUUUUCUAAGAACAUGACAGAGCACAAACGACACGUCAGGUUGGUCCUCCAGCGCCUGCUGGAGAACAGUUUGUAUGUCAAGGCAGAGAAGUGCGAGUUUCACGUGCCAUCCAUCUCGUUCCUGGGGUUCAUUUUAGAGAGUGGGCGGGUGAAGCCGGAUCCGGGACGGAUUCGUGCGGUGCUGGAAUGGCCGACUCCUGCCUCUCGUAAGCAGUUACAGAGGUUUUUGGGAUUCGCCAACUUUUACCGGAGGUUUAUCCGCAACUUUAGUCAGACCGCGGGACCCAUGACCUGUCUUACCUCCACCAAGUCCCAGUUUUCUUGGACCCCGGAAGCGGAUGCAGCCUUCUCGGUCUUGAAGCAAAAGUUCGCGGAUGCCCCGGUGCUGAUUCAACCGGACCCCGCUCAGCAGUUCACGGUGGAGGUGGAUGCUUCCGAUUCUGGGGUGGGAGCGGUUUUGUCCCAAGUUUUGCCCUCCGAUCACAAGCUGCACCCUUGUGCCUUUUUCUCUCGCCGCCUGUCGCCCGCGGAGAGGAAUUAUGAUGUGGGUGACCGCGAGCUGCUGGCGGUGAAGCUGGCCUUUGCGGAGUGGCGCCACUGGCUGGAGGGAGCCGCACUUCCGGUCGUAGUAUGGACAGACCACAAGAACCUGUCCUACCUGCAGGCAGCCAAGCGGUUGAACCCACGGCAAUCCAGGUGGUCCCUUUUCUUCUCCCGGUUUAACUUCCUCAUCUCUUACAGACCUGGAUCGAAGAACGUGAAACCGGAUGCUCUCUCCCGACAGUUCUCCUCGGACGACGAAGCUCCUGUCGUGGACACCAUAAUCCCGAGUUCCUGCGUCCUGGGGGCGGUGUCCUGGGACAUCUCUGAUCAGGUAAUCGCAGCUCAACAGUCUGAUCCUGAUCCGGGCACCGGCCCUCCGGACCGUAUCUAUGUUCCCCUCUCUGUUCGUCCCCGUUUAAUCCAUUGGGCCCACGCCUCUCCUUUUUCUGGUCACCCUGGCACCAGUCGGACCGUGGCUCUUAUCCGACGCUCCUUCUGGUGGUCGUCCCUUCACAGGGAUGUGAAGGAGUAUGUUUCAGCCUGCCCCACCUGUGCGAGAAACAAGUCCCUGCACCAGCCGCCCUGUGGUCUCCUGCAACCCUUACCCAUCCCGGCACGUCCCUGGUCCCAUGUUGCACUCGAUUUUGUCACUGGCCUCCCGCCCUCAAAGGGUUUUACGGUCAUUCUCACCGUUGUUGAUCGGUUCUCCAAGGCCUGUCACCUGGUUCCCCUUCGGAAACUGCCGUCGGCCUUGGAGACCGCCAUGUUGCUCAUUAAACAUGUUUUCAGGCUUCAUGGAAUUCCCACGGAGAUCCUGUCCGACAGGGGGCCCCAGUUCGUGUCC